Molecule: messenger RNA, 2169 nt
Organism: Baudoinia panamericana UAMH 10762
Lineage: Eukaryota; Fungi; Ascomycota; Dothideomycetes; Mycosphaerellales; Teratosphaeriaceae
Exons: 5
Coding region: 1-2169 (722 amino acids)
Source: RefSeq, a predicted model, not a curated record
AUGGCCACCCGCAGCAGUCGAGUCGACCUCACUUCACCAAACAGCAGAGGUUCACAGCUUCCUUCCCGCGCCGCCUUUUCGUUAUCAACUCCUGCUUCGCACCGACCCUCUACUCUUCACACGUCAGGCUUCGGUCCCCUCACUUCCCACAGUUCAAGCGUAUCAACCCAUUUGAGCAGCGCCACUAUGGCGGGCACCUCACAUCGCGGCGCACAGGUGAGAUGGAAUCACGAAAUGCGCCUUACCUUGUGUCUCCUCUGGGAGCUUGAGACGGACAUGAGCAAGCGCCUGGCAGUCUUUAAUACGGUCUUCAAAGACCACCUGGACGCUUGUGGACUUGCGGAUGGCGCGACGGUUACCCGUCUGCGCGUGCAGUACUGCGAGCGCAGCAAAACGCCCUUGCCGAAGUGUUGGCAAGCGGUCACGAAUGCGAGCGAGGUCGAAAGACAGGCCAUGACGAUCAAGAUUAGAGAAGCUCAAGCUUCUCUGGGUGAGCUGCCGUCAGCUCCACUUGCGAGAUCAAAGGUGCCAAACCCCCCGACUUCCACAUCGAUCAAGAAGCGUGCGUACGUUCAGCUGCAGGACAUCGCACCUGGCCAGUCAAAAAAUGAAUCCCCGAUUCCGGUCAAGCGUUCGAAAAAGCGAGUCGCUAUAGUCCAGGUGACCGCACAUUCUGCCUCAGUGACCGUCGCGCCGUUCACAACCCCACGCACACCGAAGACGAGAAGAGUUGAUGCAACAGUCCUUCAUACCUGUUCGCCCUCUGGUCAUCAAGUAUGGCUGAGACCUGAUGAAUAUGCAAAGACACAGCUGGACUGGUCGCAUGUCGACGAAGCGUCGAUCCAUUUGAACCUCAGUGGAUUGCUGUUUCGAUACUGGGACGAGAACAGCUCGAUCAAGCUGGAGAACGGGUUCAUAGCAUCACAUUUUAAAGGCUACAAUAUCGACCCAGCGCCUCUGCCGUCGAUCAAUAGCCGUCACUUCCCCUGGGCAAUGUUUCAUACGCACCUUAACCGGACUCGAUUCGAGGCGGAAACCAUUAGCACGAGCAACUUCCUGGUCUGGGUUUUCAGGCUUGCAUUGAAGAUGCGGCAGAAGGGGGCGCGCCAUGGCCGUAUCACACUUAUCAAUGCAAGCGCUCUUGACAGAGAUCAAGUCUAUCAUAUGCCACCUAUACACAAGGAGCUCUGCAAGAAGUACGCGUUCGAAAAUGGAGCCCAGAAUUAUCAUGGCAGCCAUGAGUUCCAGGUCUAUUAUCGGAUACCGGCCGAGGCCGUCCUGAGCACUAUAACUGUAGACGAGCUCGCGGAUCUGUGCUCCAGGUGUCCCUCUGUGAACGCACUAGGCUUUGCCGUCCUUGGCGCGAGCCGCGACUAUCGCACCAAGAUCCGUCCCCAGCUACAAGACGCUAAGGUUGCGCUGACGCCGAAGGUGGUGUGCGCAAUCGCUAAGAUAAUCUCUACAUGCGGACUCCGACCCGCCGCUCGAGUUGAGCACAUUGCGCAGAUUGCGCACAUGGUGUCCGAUAUCGUGCAGGGCUUCGGCCUGUACGUCAACUACAGUACCGCGACUGAAUGGCGCCAGAUCUCCGCUAUAUUCGCAUGGGAAAUGACCAGGACUGUAGACAAAUUCAGCAUAGAUCUGCAACAGAAGGAAAGCCUCCGGCUUGCGUUCCUGGACGGGGUACGUUGGUCCUGCGGACCAUUCAAUGCGCGGUACUCAGUAGAAGGCGUUAGCGCCACGCAAAAGAGAGCAGCAAGGCUUAGCCUUGCUCAGCCUCUCCACAUUCUGCUAGAUGAAUUGGCCUCAGUGAAGUCCCACCUAACAGCCUACGCCGGCGAGCACAGUGUCAGUCCGCCUCCGAGCCUGCUGCGUAGCGGCGAUAACAACAGUGAAGACUUAUCUCUAUCCGAGGAUGACAGCGCCGAAAUCGUGUACGACAACGACGGCAUUUGCGACAUACAGGUCCCGGAGAUUGGUCUCUCAUGCGGAAUGCGGCUGUCGGUGCUUAUGCCUACAUAUCGGACCUGGUUGUUGGGAUGUCAAUCCCCGGGAUGGGCGUUGGAUGGCGUUAUCGAGUCUGAGAUACGGACUGCAGAGCGCAGUAGUUGGUACGGCCGUAAAUGCCGCGGGUCUAUGACGCCGUCGAUGCAAGCAGAGUACAUGUAA